AUGGCCGACCCUCCCUCGCCUCCGGUGAUGAGCGCGCUGCCCACAGGCGAUCGCCCUGAUCAUCUCUCUGACAUGUCCGAGGAUGAGGCUGCGCUCGCUGCUCUGGGGUAUAAACAGGAGUUCAGAGUACGUGAGUUCUCCGCAUGGACGACAUUUGCGGUCAGUUUUGCGGUCAUGGGACUGCUUCCCAGUAUUGCCACCACAAUGUGGUAUGGUAUUGGCUACGCUGGGCCAGCCGCAAACACCUGGGCUUGGCUUCUGAGUGUUGUAUUCAUAUUUUGUGUUGCUGCGUCUAUGGCAGAAUUAGCAAGUAGUAUGCCCACGUCGGGUGGUCUGUACUACGCAUCUGCAGUCCUUGCCGGGCCGAAGUAUGGCCCAUUUGCCGCGUGGAUCACUGGGUGGUCGAAUUGGUUCACACAAGUGACCGCAGCGCCAAGUGUCAAUUAUGGUUGUGCCGCAAUGAUCUUAGCCGGAGCCUCUAUAAUGAACCCGGACUACGUUCCCAACGAAUGGCAAACCUACUUGCUGACCGUUUUCAUAAUGAUCAUACAUGCUUGCAUCAGUAGUAUGCCUACUUUGUGGAUCGCCAACUUCAACUCUGUGGGAACCGUGAUCAACAUUUUGUGUUUGGUUAUCACCAUCAUCAUCAUUCCGGCGGCCGCUAUGGGAGAGCCCAAAUUUCAACCCAAUGAUGUUGCUUGGGGUAUUCAGAACUCCACCGGGUGGCCCGAUGGAGUCGCCGUUUUGAUGAGUUUCUUGUCCAUCAUUUGGACAAUGUCAGGAUAUGAUGCCUCGUUCCAUUUGAGUGAAGAAUGCUCGAAUGCCGCCAUCGCCACUCCCCGGUCAAUCGUGUUCACCGCAUUGAGUGGUGGAGUCUUUGGUUUCUUCCUCAAUUUGACCAUUGCGUACACCAUAGUUGAUAUUGGUGAGGUCAUUGAAAGUGACUUGGGUCAACCAUGGGCAGCGUUUCUGGUGCAAGUACUACCCCAACCCAUAGCUAUGGCGGUCCUGGCAAUGACCAUCAUAUGCGCAUUCUCAAUGGGUCAAGGCUGUAUGGUCGCAGCUUCGCGCGUCUGCUUUGCCUACGCCCGUGACGACUGCUUCGGCUUCCUCUCACGACACCUUAAGAAAGUGAACCGACAUACCCUGACUCCCGUCAACGCGGUUUGGUUCAACACAAGCCUCGGCAUCAUCCUUCUUCUCCUCAUCUUUGGCGGCGUCGCAAUUGGCGCCAUCUUCUCCAUCGGUGCGAUAGCUUCUUAUGUGGCUUUCACCAUUCCCAUCUUCAUCAAGACCGUCUUUGUUGGUAACAACUUCCGCCGCGGUCCAUGGCAUCUUGGCCGGUUCAGUCUCCCAUCCGGAAUUAUCUCGGUGUCAUUCGUAUUGGUAAUGAUGCCCAUCUUGUGCUUCCCCACUGUGACAGGGGCGGAUCUCACACCGGAAUUGAUGAACUGGACGAGUCUGGUGUACGGUGUGCCGAUGCUGGCCGUGAUCAUAUGGUUCUUCGUGGACGCGAGGAAGUGGUUCAAAGGCCCUAAGAUCAAUAUUGAGCACCACAUGCUCCAUCAGGAUCUAAGUGCCCACCCUGGCGUCGAGGGCAUCGAACCUAUGCAGAUAUCUCUUGUCAAAGAAGAUGGUGAUGUUGAGAGAGGGUCUUCGGAUAAGAAGCUUCCCUUGUGA
Molecule: messenger RNA, 1680 nt
Organism: Truncatella angustata
Lineage: Eukaryota; Fungi; Ascomycota; Sordariomycetes; Amphisphaeriales; Sporocadaceae
Product: amino acid permease-domain-containing protein
Exons: 11
Coding region: 1-1680 (559 amino acids)
Biological process (GO): transmembrane transport
Cellular component (GO): membrane
Molecular function (GO): transmembrane transporter activity
Source: RefSeq, a predicted model, not a curated record